AUGUCCUCUAUUCCUGGCCUAUCAUGGGUGCUGUUUCUCCAGCACCAGCACCUUAUGUUAGGAAUGGAGACUCUGCAGUAUUCUAUACUACAGGUCCUCAAGAAUACAAUUGUAAAAUACCGCACCACUCAUAAUGAGCAAGUUUCCUCAUGGCAUUCCACAAUGAAUUCCAGGGACAAGGACAAAGUUCACGUUGAAUGGGUGCAGCACUGGAACAACGUCUUCAAGGAGCUGCAGCAGUAUGUCAAGACUCACCACACCACAGGCCUCUCCUGGAACACUCGUGGCGGCAACGCAAUGUCAAACCUGAAGGCUGCUCCAGCUAACUGCGGUGUUCCUCCCCCUCCUCCUCCUGGCAUCCCUCCCCCUCCCCCAAUGGUCCCACUGGUGCCAAAAGCCGUGGCCGCGGAGGAUGACGGCCGAGCUGCACUCUUCGCCUCUAUCAAUAAGGGAACAGAUAUCACAUCCGGGCUCAAGAAGGUGGACCGCAACGCACCUCGUCUUCCACCAGGGGUGUGGACGCCACAGACAGUUAGAGAUGAACAGAAAACCCACAAAAACCCCAGUCUGCGUGAGGGACCAAAACCAUUCGUCAAGCAGACCGAGACUACCCCUGUCCGUGCACCCACUCGCGAGUCACCGGAACGCCCUCCCAAGUUUGCUCUUGAAGGGAAGAAGUGGUUUGUGGAAUACCAGAAAGACAAACCAAGUCUUGUGGUCGAUAAUGCUAGGAUGGAUCAUUCUGUGUACAUCUUCAAGUGCCAGAACACAGUGGUUCAAGUUAAGGGUAAAGUUAAUUCAGUCAUAUUAGACUCCUGUAAGAAGUCUGCUGUAGUAUUUGAUAACCUGGUGUCUUCUGCGGAGGUUGUCAAUUGUCAGUCGUGCAAGGUCCAGGUGAUGGGCAUUAUGCCAACCAUCACGAUUGAGAAGACCGAUGGUUGCCAUGUAUACCUGAGCAAAGAGUCUCUGAACACAGAGAUCAUUUCAGCCAAGUCCUCAGAAAUGAACAUCCUCAUCCCCAAAGAGGAUGGAGAGUUUGUAGAGUGUCCUGUUCCUGAGCAGUUCAAGACGGUGAUCAAGGGCCAUUCCCUGGUCACUACAUGUACCGAAAAGGCUGGUUAGAAUCGGUAAAACAAUGCUCAUGUAGAAGUAGAAAAUAAGAAAAGAGAGGAUAAUUUGGAACCUGGCACAAUUAAUUUACUUGAUUUAAAACAGAAUUGUAUACAUACACUAAGAAAACACAUUUGAGGAUAUUUAUUGGUGCUUGAUGUGAAUAGUCAUCCCAGGAAGUGAUUUUUUAAAGGAUUUGUGAAAAAUGGAUUCAAGAAAUGUCCAAAUUUUGUAGUGGAUUACAAUUUGAUUUAUGUAGUUUUGAUUAAAGAAUUUGGCGAGUCCUCAGUGAAUUUAAGGUUUAAUAAUGCAAGCACAAGAAUAAUUAGUAUCAGCUUUUUAUACAAUCAAUAUGAUGCCAGUGUUACAUUAAACAUAAUUUAACUACAAAUAAAGUAUUUAAAGGAUUGGCACCAAAUUAUUUAGAUGUUAUGGCUUGAUUUAGUAAUUGCCAUAGUGUGCAAUGAGAUAGAAAAACACAGUCAAUGAAAUGAGACUUCCUUCAGUUAAAAUAUUAGAAAGGAUCAUGAAUUUGUUAAUAGUUCAUCUAAUUUGUGAUUCCAUUUCCCCCACCAAGUCAACAGUUAGCUCUAGACUGUAUCAGUUAUUUAUCCAAAAAACAACAACAUUAAAAUCGAAAAGUUUGAAGCUUUUUUACUCAUAUGAAUGUAAGACACAAUGUUACUCAAGAGCACAAGUUAUUUAGAACCAGUGUGAUUCCUCCUCUAAAUAGCCAAAGAAUUGUUUGAAAAAAUGCGUAUGGAUAAGGAAUGUAUGAGAAGAGAGAUAUUUAUAACCUUUGUAAAGUGAUGCUUACAAGAUCAAUGGGAAUGAUUUAGCCAAAGUUUGUAUUGAAGGUAAUAUAAUCCAGGGUAAAAAAAAGAUAAUAAUAAUAUAGAGGAACAAUAUCAGCAUACUGGUAAGGCAAGUCUGUUUCUUCCUUUAGAAAUAUUUCCCACAUUGUCAUGGUUGCCACUUCUGGAAUUAGUUUGUCUCAUUCAUUAUCCCUAGAAGAAGAAGAAAAAAUCAUGGUAGGGAUACAUGUUGCUACUUUUAUAAGAAGAAAAGCGAUUUUUACACAAAUUUUGAAUGAGAUCUUUCAUUACUCUACUUGAUGCUGUAUGUAGUUUAGUCCCAUAAUUUAUUAUUAUUCCUCUAGUUUCUUUACCAACAACUGGUGAAUUUGGAAAUGUAUUAGACAGUGGCAUAAUUAUCACACAGUAUGGGAAAAUCUAGCCUUUUUACUUUGCUUUAUUAUAAUUAUAAUUGUCUACUGCAAAUGUUGAUUAACUGUACUCUUCCAUUUUAUAUGCAUAUCAGUAAUGAUUUUGAUUUAACUAAUAAAAUGUACAAGUGGGUACCA
Messenger RNA from Penaeus monodon (black tiger shrimp), 2473 nucleotides. Its product is annotated as adenylyl cyclase-associated protein 1-like. The record is from RefSeq and is a predicted model, not a curated record. The transcript is spliced from 7 exons. Gene Ontology annotation, cellular component: cytoplasm. The coding region runs from base 1 to 1122 and encodes 373 amino acids. Gene Ontology annotation, molecular function: adenylate cyclase binding; actin binding. Gene Ontology annotation, biological process: regulation of adenylate cyclase activity; cell morphogenesis; cytoskeleton organization. NCBI's taxonomy places the organism in Eukaryota, Metazoa, Arthropoda, Malacostraca, Decapoda, Penaeidae.